AUGUCAUCACUAUCGUCAAGGCCCUUCACGGUGUCCCUUGCAGAACCUGCAGAGGCUCCCCGUGGUGCUCGCCGCGUUAUCAUCCACGCCGACGUCCUGAAAACCGCAAAAAUAUGUGCGGGUGAUGUACUUGCCUUAUCACCCCUCGAUCCUCCAGCCGGAGCAAAGACGCUCUACCCUCUUUCAGCGGCCGCGAAGCUACCGCGCGGUUUGCCUUCGCUUCGUCAAGCCCAGGAAGCCGGGGCUGUUGUCCUCGCAGAAGUCCCCGAUAUUUCAAAUCAGGCUGUUCGUCUCUCUGACAAGACGAAAGCAUCAGAAAAGCGCAAGGACUGGCUCUCUCUUUUCGUCCGGGAGCUUCUUGUCGAUCUGAAAUAUCUCACACCCACCCAAACCGUUGAAGUGGUAUACGAAGGCCGCCGACGGCAAUUCACAGUUUCUUCCGUCUCGUCCCAAUCAAGUCGAGCCGAUAACAAAGGAAUAGCGGACCUUACGGAAACCCUGCAGUCCCUCUCCAUAGACUCACCCACACAAUUAUGGACAGUUGGGUGGGACACCACUGUGAUUGUCGAUGAGCCAAAGGGUAAAGUAGUUCGUUCUAAGUCUACAUCCCACAAGCCAGAAGUAGAAACGCUCCCGAACGUACCUAUCCAAGAUGCCUACUCAUCCGUCGGAGGGCUCGAUAAGCAGAUUUCCCAGAUUCGGGACCUCCUCGAGAUACCGCUCACCCGACCGGACCUCUUCAAGCAUUUCGGUUCGCCCACGCACCUCGCGCGCGCCAUCGCGUCCUCUACCCGCUCCUCCAUCCUUGUCGUCAACGGCCCCGAGCUUUCCUCCGCAUACCACGGCGAGACCGAGUCGAAGCUCCGAGCGGUCUUCGCGGACGCGCGCGCCAAGGCGCCGUGCAUCGUCGUUCUGGACGAGGUGGACGCAUUGUGUCCGCGGCGCGAGGACAGCGCUGGCGGGGAGGUGGAGAAGCGCGUCGUGGCGACGCUGUUGACGAUUAUGGAUGGGAUCGAGGGAGAGGACGACGAGGAUGGCGGAAGGGUGGUGGUUGUGGCUACGACUAAUAGGCCCAAUGCUAUUGACCCUGCUCUGAGGAGACCCGGAAGAUUUGAUCGAGAGAUUGAAAUAGGUAUACCAGACGCCGAAGCUCGCUCUUCCAUCCUCAAAGUCUUGUUGUCAAAAACCCCCCACAGCCUCACAGACAGUGACAUCCACACUCUCGCCUCCCAAGCCCAUGGCUAUGUAGGCGCCGACCUCUCAGCUGCUGUCAGAGAGGCAGGCACCCUCACCAUCAAACGCUACCUCUCCUCCCCUUCUCCUCCACCGACCCCACCCUCUCUAACCUUUUCCGACUUGCUCACCGCCCUUCCCACAAUUCGCCCGUCCGCACUGCGCUCGCUCUACCUCCCCACCACGCCUGUGUACUUCUCAUCCAUCGGCGGGCACAAGGAGACAAUCCAGAAGCUCCGCGAGUGCGUCGAGUGGCCGAUGAAGCAUCCCGAGGCAUUCAAGAGGCUUGGGGUCCGCCCGGUGAAGGGCGUGCUACUGUACGGGCCGCCCGGGUGUGCGAAGACGGUUCUGGUGAGGGCGCUGGCGUGCGAGAGCGGGGUAAACUUCGUUGCUGUGAAGGGGCCUGAGCUUCUGAGCAAGUUCGUCGGAGAGUCCGAGCGCGCUGUGAGGGAUAUAUUUGCGAAAGCGCGCGCAGCCUCACCCGCGAUCAUAUUCUUCGAUGAACUCGACGCGCUAGCGACCUCGCGCUCGUCUGCAUCCUCUUCGAACACGAACGAGGGCGUUCUCACGUCUCUACUAAAUGAGAUGGACGGUGUGCAAGAACUGGUUGGGGUCACCGUCGUAGCAGCUACCAACAGGCCGGAAGCAAUCGAUUCCGCUUUGAUGCGUCCUGGCCGCCUGGACCGCAUCUUGUACGUGGGCCCUCCGGACCAGUCUGGGCGGGAAGAGAUCCUGAAGAUUAAGAUCGCCGGCAUGAGUGUCGAGGACGGGUUGGACGUUUGCGAAAUCGCAACAUUGACCGAGGGUUGUUCGGGCGCGGAAAUCGCUUCACUAUGCCAAGAAGCUGCGAUGCUAACAAUGAGAAGAGAUUUGGAUGCACCAUUCGUACCGAAGAACGCGUUCGUCUCCGCCGCAAAAGUUAUCAAGAAGCAAAUCACACCCGAUGUAGUUCGUCACUUCGAAGAAUGGAGCCGCUUGAGCGGGGUUGCCGAGGUGUGA
Messenger RNA from Gloeophyllum trabeum ATCC 11539, 2232 nucleotides. RefSeq names its product AAA-domain-containing protein. The record is from RefSeq and is a predicted model, not a curated record. Lineage: Eukaryota; Fungi; Basidiomycota; Agaricomycetes; Gloeophyllales; Gloeophyllaceae. Gene Ontology annotation, cellular component: cytoplasm. Gene Ontology annotation, molecular function: ATP binding; ATP hydrolysis activity. The transcript has 11 exons. Bases 1 to 2232 code for a protein of 743 amino acids.